AGCAGUGCAUAUUUCCAUCUCUACUGCAGUUUCUCUUCCCAGAUCUUUCUCUAUCUUUCCCAUUCACCCAUUUCUCCUCCGCGGCAAUCAAAGUUGGAGGAGAAGGAGAGUAACUGUGUGUGUGUGUUUGUAUAUAGAGAGGUAUCGUUCACAUCAGCUGAUAUAUUUCCCUUUUUUUGUAAUUUCUUUAUCGCACAACAUGGACAAAGUCACCUCCAUCAUCUCGGUCAGCACCAGCGGCGGUGUGCUGAGUAGCGCGAGCAACGCGGCCCACAUGGCCGAUAGCGAAGAAAGCCUGUGCCCCUCCCUCAGCUUCAAGCAGCGGCUGCAGGGCUGUGCGGCGUGCUGCGGCUUCGGCUUUAUCCUCCUCGUGCUCAGCUGGGUGACGGUCUUCCUGAUGCAGUACGCCCUCUUUGGCGUCCUCUUCUCCGCCGGCAACCUCGCCAUCCUCGGCAGCACCUUCUUCCUCGCAGGACCGGUGCGCCAGUUCAAGAGCAUGUUCAGCGAGGGCCGCUGGAUCGCCUCUGCGGUGUAUCUCCUCUCGAUGGUGCUGACGAUUAUCUGUGCGGUGGUGCUCGACAGCGGCGUCUUGACGAUCAUCAUGUGUCUCGUCCAGAUCUGCGCGCUGGGGUGGUACAUCUUGUCCUACAUUCCGUUCGCCCGCGAUGCGGUGAAGGCAGGACUCUCGAGUCUCUUUAACAGGUAA
Molecule: messenger RNA, 706 nt
Organism: Leptomonas pyrrhocoris
Lineage: Eukaryota; Euglenozoa; Kinetoplastea; Trypanosomatida; Trypanosomatidae
Exons: 1
Coding region: 200-706 (168 amino acids)
Biological process (GO): vesicle-mediated transport
Cellular component (GO): membrane
Source: RefSeq, a predicted model, not a curated record